UUGGAUGGCGAGACCUCGACUUCCCUAAAAUUGCGUCAUUUCGAACCCAAUUUGGUCCAGAUGUUAUGGACUCCGACGGGUUACCGUCUCGGAAACUCUAUCACGCAAGCAAAAGGCGAGGGGGAGGCUAAUUAAAUAUUGAGCAGAAAGUCGCGUGGGGAGAGUGUCACGUGGCUCUCCAGGCUCAUCACGCCUGAGAUAAAUAAGGCGAAGCAGGAGCAGGGACUAGAGCGCACUCGGACCAGCUCCACUCCAGCACCGCGGCGGAGGAGAGCGAGGAGCGCCCAGCAAGUGCGCACCUGCGGAGCAUCACCGGGUCCGACCGCAGUGAGUACCACUCCCGCCUGCCAUCUGCCGCUGCCUGGGGCCCGUCGUGCCUUGGUCAGAGGUGGCGUCCGCCCGGGGUUUGCACCUGCAGCAGCCACAGACCCGGAGAGAAACUGUGCAAAUACCAACACCUCUCUUUGUCUGCCUUCAGGCUUCGGAGUGUGGGUCAGUGGGUAGGGGGCUGGGACGUUGAGAGGCAAAGAGAGGAGGACUUGAGGCUCUUUGGCACGUCAGUAGCCUUCUUAAAGGGUUUGGAGAAAUGUUCGACCUGAAAUCCAACAUGAAAAUCCUCGUGGCGGUGGCGGUCUUUUUUCUCGUUUCCACUCAACUGUUUGCAGAGGAAAUCGGUGCCAACGAUGAUCUAAAUUAUUGGUCCGACUGGUCCGACAGUGACCAAAUCAAGGAGGCAAUGCCGGAGCCCUUUGAGCAUCUUCUUCAGAGAAUCGCCCGAAGACCCAAGCCUCAGCAGUUCUUUGGAUUAAUGGGCAAACGGGAUGCUGGGCAUGGUCAGAUCUCUCACAAAAGGCAUAAAACAGAUUCCUUUGUUGGACUAAUGGGCAAAAGAGCUUUAAAUUCUGUGGCUUAUGAAAGAAGCGCAAUGCAGAACUACGAAAGAAGGCGUAAAUAAACCCUGUAACGCACUAUCUAUUCAUCUCCAUCUGUGUCCGCGAGCAGUGAGCGGUAAAAUAAAAAUGUGCGCUAUGAGGAAUGAUUAUUUAUUUAAUAUCAAAUGUUGUUAUGAGUGAAAAACUCAAAAAAGUGUUUAUUUUUUCAUAUUGUGCCAAUAAGCAUUGUAAUUCUAAUGUGGUGACCUCCUCAGACAGAAGUAGAAAUUAGUUGUAACUUCAGCAAAGCACAGUGUUGAUGGAGUUGUACAAGUUUGCCAGCGAUGCAGUCUCCAAAGACAGAAAGGCUGCUGUGAGGCAGUGCAGGCGGCUGCUGCUGGAGGCAGAGAAACUCCUGUGUGUCUUGCGCUUCCCUUGGUUGCUUUUAUCCUAAUGAUGUACUGAGAGUUUGGUAUCUGACUCUAUUUGUAUCCUAGCAGCAUGUUUCCUGUGUUGUGACUAUAUAGAGAUGUUUUUAAAAGUUUCAAUGUACUUCUCUGGUCUUCAGUCAUUGUAUGAUGUGUUGUGAUAGCUACCAUUUUAAAUAAAAGAAUGUAUCUUCAGGAA
Molecule: messenger RNA, 1499 nt
Organism: Rattus norvegicus (Norway rat)
Lineage: Eukaryota; Metazoa; Chordata; Mammalia; Rodentia; Muridae
Source: RefSeq, a predicted model, not a curated record